AUGGUGUGGUUACACUGGACAACUGAACAAAUCAUGGAGAGGAAAGGGCAUGCGAGAGUGAAGUUUGUGUGCUUCCCUAACUUCAUUCUUCUUAUAUUGUUCCCUUUUUUGCUUCUCGUUUUCACAUUGUUGGGAGACCUUUUUUUUUUGUUUUAUUGCUAUGUACAGUCUCUCACUCCUUCUCCCCUUAUAUUCAACUUUUUUUCUCGUUUUUUUUUCUUUUUGCUGUUUGAUAAGCUGUUUCAUUCUCCUCAACGGGAUAUUUUUUUGUACCCGCUUACUGUUUUUUUUUCUCUUUUCUUUUCCUUUGUUGAAGUUGCUGUUUGUUUGCCCCACAUAUGUUUUUUUUUUUUUACCCUGGUGGACUGCGAAGAGCAGAUGCGGCAAUUUAUCUUUUAUUUACCCCACUUCAGCAGCAUCACUUUUCUUUCCCUGAAGUAA
Trypanosoma brucei brucei TREU927 is the source of this 441-nucleotide messenger RNA. RefSeq lists its product as hypothetical. Bases 1 to 441 code for a protein of 146 amino acids. Lineage: Eukaryota; Euglenozoa; Kinetoplastea; Trypanosomatida; Trypanosomatidae. The transcript has a single exon. The record is from RefSeq and is a predicted model, not a curated record.